UCUCAUCACUGACUCGAAAAGGUUUCCUCAGUAAAUCAAACCAUGGGUUCGUUAAAGAUUUCACAGGUUCUUGUUUCUCUGCUCAUGGGCUUAGCCUUGGUGGUGCACCCCUGCCAUGCCCAAAACUCACAACAAGACUACCUUGAUGCCCACAAUGCUGCUCGUGCACAAGUAGGUGUAGCCAAUAUAGUAUGGGACAAUACUGUAGCAACCUAUGCUCAAAACUAUGCCAACUCAAGAAUUGGUGACUGCAAUCUUGUUCAUUCUAGCGGAUCCUACGGCGAAAACUUAGCCAAAGGCAGCAGCAGUUCACUUACAGGAACUGCAGCAGUGAACUUGUGGGUGGCGGAGAAGCCUUACUACAACUACACUUCCAAUUCCUGUACUGGGGGUCAACAAUGCUUGCACUAUACUCAAGUGGUUUGGAGCAAAUCGGUUCGUCUAGGGUGCGCCAGGGUCCAGUGUACUAAUGGCUGGUGGUUCGUUACUUGCAACUAUGAUCCCCCUGGCAAUUAUAUUGGUCAGAAACCUUACUAAGUUGGCUCUUGGAUGCUUAAUUAGUCCAUUUGGGCACAGCAUAAUUCCAAAACCAUUAAAAUAAUAAAAGUAUAAGUAAUGAAUAUAUUCAUUAUUUAUAUGUACUUUUUUUUUUA
This is a messenger RNA of Ricinus communis (castor bean), 653 nucleotides long. Its product is annotated as pathogenesis-related leaf protein 6. Lineage: Eukaryota; Viridiplantae; Streptophyta; Magnoliopsida; Malpighiales; Euphorbiaceae. Gene Ontology annotation, cellular component: extracellular region. Bases 43 to 537 code for a protein of 164 amino acids. The record is from RefSeq and is a predicted model, not a curated record. The transcript has a single exon.